GACCGAUUGCUUACUAUUACUCAACUCAGUGUGGUAACAACGCUUGUUUUAUAGGUUAGCAGUGAGUUUUGUAAAUUAAAUAUCAUUUUUUAAUUUAAUUCGAAACUAAACGACUCUUUUUCACUAGAGUUUAACAAUUAAGACGCAAGAAGAUUCCGUUUCAAAACAUUAUCCAUUAUACUUAACUCACAACAAUGCGGCAGUUCAGUUUGGAAAAGCUCAGUGAGCUGCAAAAUAGCCCAAAAAACAUAAGGAACAUCUGUAUUAUGGCACAUGUAGACCACGGGAAAACGACAUUGGCCGACUCUUUGGUGGCAAGCAACGGUAUUAUAUCACAGAAGAUGGCGGGGAAGUUGAGGUAUAUGGAUAGUCGUAAAGAUGAACAGGAGCGAGGAAUUACAAUGAAAAGCAGCUCAAUUGCUCUGUACUAUAAAAAAGGAGACAGUGAGGAGUACCUGGUGAAUCUGAUAGACUCGCCGGGCCAUGUGGAUUUCUCCUCCGAGGUGUGCACGGCCAUGCGCCUGUGUGACGGGGCGAUCGUGGUGGUGGAUGUCGUUGAGGGAGUGUGCCCUCAGACGCAGGUGGCUCUAAAGCAAGCCUGGUUGGAGAACAUAAGGCCUGUAUUGCUGUUAAACAAGAUAGAUCGGCUGAUCCUGGAGAUGAAACUGUCUCCGCUGGAUGCCUACAUUCAUCUGACCCAAGUUCUCGAACAGGUGAAUGCGGUGACAGCCUCGCUGUUCACGACAGACGUGUUGAGUCGUCAGGACAUGUUACCCAGCUCCGGGAACACGCUACAGGACUGGUCGGCUGGGCUGGAAAAUGCAGAUGACUCCCAGCUCUACUUCUCACCGGAUCAGGGCAACGUCGUCUUCGCUAGCGCUGCCGAUGGUUGGGGCUUCUGUGUAAAGGACUUUGCCGCCAUGUACGCCACCAAGCUCGGGGUGUCCGUGGAGGAGCUGUCUCUCACGCUCUGGGGAGACUACUACCUCCACUCCAAGACACGGAAGGUGACCAAGGGUGCUCAGGAGAAGGCGAAGAAACCCCUCUUCGUGCAGCUGGUCCUGGAAAAUCUGUGGUCCGUCUAUGAGAACAUUGUUGUGCGCAAGGACAAAGAAAAACUAAUGAAGAUGGUCGAAAGCCUCAAUGUGAAAAUGACAGCUCGGGACUUGCGCCAUACUGACUCCAAAGUUCAGCUGCAAGCGUUUUGUAGUCAGUGGCUUCCUUUAGCCUCCACAGUAUUAGACAUGGUUUGCGCCAAGCUGCCGUCACCCUGUGAGAUCUUGGAGGAGAAGGUGGAGCGACUUAUGUGUCCCUCCAACCAGUCAUGGGACAGUCUCCCGCCCGAGUCUCAAGCCCUCAAGAAGGCUUUUCUCACCUGCAGCAGUGACCCCGAGGCUCCCAUCAUCGUCUUCAUCUCCAAGAUGUUUCCGUUGGAGAGAAAAUGUUUGCCCCAGAAUCGACCGAGGGUUCUCACUCCGGAAGAGAUUGCGCAGCGGAGGGAACAAGCCAGACUUCGUCAUGCCAAUCAGAUCGCAGGCCUAGGUUUGUUAGAAGGAGGUGGAGGUGAAGGAGAAAGGCGGUUAGUCCCCCCAUACCAUCCUGAGGACGAUGACGUGUUCAUCGCCUUCGCUCGUGUCUUCAGUGGACGUCUGCGGAAAGGUACUUCUGUCUACGUGUUGGGGCCCAAACACGACCCUGCCGUAGCUCUACAAAAGAUGAAGCAAGGUGAAGAGAUUGACCUAAAUUUGACCUUGAAAGACCUGAAGGCUGGUCAGCAUAUCACUCGGGUGACUGUCAACGAGUUGUAUCUCAUGAUGGGUCGGGAACUGGAGACCCUGGAGGAAGUUCCAGCCGGAAAUGUCUUAGGAAUCGGAGGUUUGGAGGAUCACGUUUUGAAAACCGCAACACUGAGCACCGACUUGGCAUGUCCUGCGUUUCGAGAGUUGCAACUGCUGGCUGUACCAAUACUGCGGGUGGCAGUGGAACCGACAAGACCGGCUGACUUGCUGGCACUUGUUCGGGGCCUGAGGCUGCUCAACCAAGCUGAUGCAUGCGUACAGGUGAUGGUACAAGAGACAGGAGAGCAUGUCAUAGUGACAGCCGGAGAAGUUCACUUGGAACGCUGUGUCGAGGACCUACAGCAUAGGUAUGCCAAAGUACCAGUCAACGUGUCUGAGCCUAUAGUGCCUUUUCGAGAGACGAUAGUUCCUCCUCCAACGGUAGACAUGGUUAAUGAAGCCAUUCAGGAUCAGCAAAUUGUUGUGAAAAAAGAGACGGGAGAUGAAGCCGUGGGAGAGGAUGGGGUUGUAACAAUGUACACUGCCAAUAAACAGUCAGUGGUCAAGUUACGAGCUGUGCCUCUGCCCCAGGAUGUCACCACCUUCCUGGAGAACCACCAGGAGUUGAUACGGACCAUGGACAGGCACCUGCACGCACACGGCAGUGAGUUGUCGGAAACCAUGCAGAGGCUGACAGUACAGGAGUCAACAGUGACGAUGGGGGAGAAGACCAAGAAGGCAAUGGAAACGUUCAGGACAAAUUUGGGGGAUCUGCUGGACAAGGCAGGAGGUGUCUGGAGUAGAAGCACCCUGGAGGAGAUCUGGUGCUUUGGUCCUAGACGGUGUGGACCUAACCUUCUCAUCAACAGGAUACCCAGUCAUUUGGGACGCAACAUUUGGAAUCCUCUGAGCAAGGAAGGGUGCCAGCCUAAUCUUCUGGAGUACGACAGCAGUUUCGUCAACGGGUUCCAGAUGGCGACACUGGCCGGACCCCUCUGUGAGGAGCCAAUGAUGGGUGUUGCGUUUGUCGUGGAGGACUGGAGCAUCGAGCAAACGCCUGAUGUUAGCGGAAGCAGUGCGUUUGGUCCCCUUUCCGGGCAGAUAAUGUCGGCAGUGAAGGAAGGCUGCCGUAAGGCCUUCCAGGCUCAACCUCAGAGACUCAUGGCUGCCAUGUAUAGCUGCCAAAUACAGGCCAAUGCCGAGAUUCUAGGGAAGAUGUACGGUGUGUUAAACAGACGGCAUGGCCGUGUGCUGCAUGGAGACAUGACUCAGGGAUCAUCCACGUUCAGCGUGCAGGCGGUGCUGCCGGUCGUCGAGAGCUUCCUGUUCGCCCCAGAGAUGCGCAAGCAGACCUCCGGCCUCGCCAGUCCCCAGUUGAUCUUCAGCCACUGGGAGGUGAUAGAUGUGGACCCCUUCUGGUCGCCGAGGACCGAGGAGGAGUAUCUCCACUACGGUGAGAAGGCCGAUAGCGAGAACAGAGCGCGCAAGUACAUGGACCAAGUCCGGCGCAGAAAGGGACUUCUCGUGCAGCAGAAGAUCGUCCAGUUCGCAGAGAAACAGCGGACCCUCGGGAAAAACAAAUGAGAACAUUUUUAAUACAUGUUAUUUACGGAAUGUGGUAUUGUAUUUUCUGUAAUAAAAUUCAGUUGAAAAGCA
Homalodisca vitripennis (glassy-winged sharpshooter) is the source of this 3434-nucleotide messenger RNA. Its product is annotated as elongation factor-like GTPase 1. Gene Ontology annotation, biological process: cytosolic ribosome assembly. Lineage: Eukaryota; Metazoa; Arthropoda; Insecta; Hemiptera; Cicadellidae. The record is from RefSeq and is a predicted model, not a curated record. Gene Ontology annotation, molecular function: GTP binding; GTPase activity; ribosome binding. Gene Ontology annotation, cellular component: cytosol; ribonucleoprotein complex.